CCGAUACCAACUUUCUUGUUUCUAUCCAUAUUUUCAUGAUUUACAUUGUUUGCGUGUAAGAAAUUUGCAGCUUUGAGUGACAGGCAUAUACAGUUAAUCCUCAAGCAUGUCUGAGGCGACUGAUAGCGCCAAGACAGAAGUAAAAACUGUAGAAGAAAUUCUAAACUCAAAAACAAAUGAUGACUUAAAAUUUGGACUUCUAAUUGGAUUAAUCAAGGUGAACCAGGUGUCAGACAAGGAUGUUGUCAACACAGUUUUACACUUGUUGGUUGGCGGGGAGUUUGACAUUGAGGCAAACUUUGUCAUUCAGGAUCCCAGCAACAUCGUACAGAUGCUCAAGGUCGUGGAACACUGCCCUGCAACACUCCAGGCUGAAAUCUGGAGCGUGGUUAUGGCAAUGCUGAAGAAGAGUCGUCGUAAUCUUCAGGCUUGUACGGAAGUCAGGCUGAUUUCCCGAGUUAUGGCCAUGAUCCUGGAUGCGGAGGAUAUUGUUGCUGAUCUACUGGUUGACAUGUUGGGGGCGUUAGCAGCGUACAGUAUUACAGUGCAGGAGCUGAGACAGCUGUUUCGUUACCUGAAGGCUGCAGACGGACAAUGGCCACGCCACUCGGUAAAGCUGAUCUCGGUGUUGAAGCAGAUGCCACAGAGACAGGGCCCUGACGAGUUCUUCAGCUUCCCAGGAAAAAAGGGAUCUUGUAUGCACCUGCCACCUAUCAAGACGUGGCCAUACCAAUCUGGCUGGACAUUCUCUUGUUGGCUCCGUCUAGAUCCAGUCACAGGGGUAACUGUGGAACAGGAACGACCACACCUCUUCUGUUUCCAAACCAACAAGGGGGUGGGGUACUCAGCCAACUUUCUGGGUAACGCUCUUGUCAUCACCUCUAUGAAAAUCAAGGGCAAGGGAUUUCAGCACUGCGCUAAAUACGAAUUCCAGCCUAGAAAGUGGUAUAUGGUGACGAUAGUGUUUGUAUACAAUCGCUGGAGUAAAUCUGAAGUGCGAUGUUACGUUGACGGUCAACUGGCCUCGGGAACUGACAUGUCGUGGCUCGUCAGUACGCCUGAUCCAUUUGACAAGUGUUAUAUUGGGGGCAGUUCAGACGGGGAUGUUGACCACAUGUUCUGUGGUCAGUUGUCUACCCUGUACAUGUUUAGCGAGGCCCUUUCCCCUCAACAGAUAGCCGCCAUGCAUGAGCUAGGACCCAGUUAUAAGAGCCAGUUCAGAUUUCCAAAUGAAAGCAAUAUCAGGCUAUCAGAAACAGCACAAAGGCUGUUGUAUGAUGGGAAGCUGACGUCUCUGAUCGUCUUCAUGUACAACCCGAUUGCGUGUGACGGACAGCUGUGUCUCGAGUCGUCGCCAAAAGGCAACGUCAGCCACUUCCUACAUUCCCCUCAUGCGAUGAUGUCAGGGGAGGUGAAGUCAGUCAUCACACAUUCCAUCCACAGCACACUACAUUCCUUGGGAGGGGUGCAGAUCCUGUUCCCCCUAUUUGGACAGUUGGACUUGCCCUUGUGUCAAGCGGAGGGAACGUCCUCUACAGUCAAACAUUCCACUUGUGACCCGAUUGAAUUAAUAUUUGCGAACCUGCUUGGUCUCCUGUAUAAUUUAAUAGAGAGUUCGUCCACCAUUCACCAACAGAUGGUCCAAAACAAGGGGUUCCUCGUCAUAGGGCACCUACUAGAAAAGUCAUCAAAGGACCACAUUACCCCAGCAGUGUUGGAGGUUUUCCUCAAGCUCACCAACUACCUGGUCAAGUGUCCGACAGGCGGCACCCUUCUCAAGCACCUGUUUGACCAUAUUUUGUUUAACCCGGCACUCUGGAUUCACUCAUGCAUGGAGGUUCAAACGAAGCUGUACUGUUACCUGGCUACGGACUUCAUCAGCGAUGCCCAGAUAUACAACAACAUACGGCGUGUCAGUGCCGUACUCCAGACCAUGCAUACACUCAAAUACUACUACUGGGUCGUUAACCCUCAAGAUAGAAGUGGAAUCACACCCAAGGCUGUCGAUGGACCCAGGCCUGACUACGAUGAGAUAGUGAAGUUACGAUCCUUCAUGCUGCUCUACCUGAAACAACUUCUGAUGAAGGGCCAAGGUGUUCAGGAGGAUGAAUUACAGAGCAUGCUCAACUACCUGUGUACUCUCCAUGAGGAUGACAACCUGAUAGACGUUCUAGAGCUUCUGGUCAGUCUCAUGUCAGAAAACGCAGCGUCCAUGGUCCCCAGUUUUGACCAUAAGCAGGGCAUCAGGACUGUUUUCAAGUUACUGGCAUCCCCCAAUGAAGACAUUCGUAUCAAAGCAAUGAAGCUGUUUGGAUUCUGGCUUAUGAGAAGUACACCAAAACGUAAGCAAGACGCCCUCUCCAAUCACAACCUGUUCUCCCUGCUCGGGGAACGCUUACUGCUCAAUGACCAGCAUAUCACCAUAGCAACAUACAAUGUCCUGUUUGAGAUGUUGACAGAGCGUAUGAGUGUGGAGGUGCUCAAAUUGAGGCAUGAGGAACCAGAUGGACACUUCAGGAUUGAAAACUCCGCAAUGCUGAAAGUGAUGGCAAUGAUGAUUCGCCAGUCCAAGCCAAGCCCUCUUGUCCUGGAAGUGAAGAAAAAGUUCCUCUCUGACCUGACCAUCUUAUGUUCAAACAACAAGGAAAAUCGCAGGAUGAUACUGGUUACAUUUGAUCGGACGGUCCUGCAGAUGUCUGUGUGGCAGGAUUGGCUGUUCUCCAUGGCAUACGUGUACCCGCAGGACCAGGAGCAGCAAAAGGUGACAGAGAUGGUGAUGGCGUUGUUUCGCAUGCUCCUCCAUCACGCCAUCAAGUACGAGUAUGGAGGAUGGAGGGUCUGGAUUGAUACCCUCGCCAUUCUACACUCAAAGGUUGCAUAUGAAGAUUUUAAACUGCACAUGGCCAAGAUGUAUGCCAAGUAUGACAGACAGAGAGUGGAUGACAAUGCAGACCAUGAGGAGCGAAGCCAGCGACCUAUUAGCACUAUAUCUGGAGUUUCUGAUGCUGAACUUAACAAACCUAUCCCUAAAUCAACUGUUACUGUCACUGAAAUUAAAGAUUCUGAUCCAGCCAAUGAGAAUGCAGCACUGGGUGAAUCUAGGCAGCCAUUGGAAGGUGAAAAAGAGUCUCCUAGUGAAAGUGAGGCUAGAGACAAAAUGGACCAAUCAAAAGGUAGCAUUGCAGCAGGUGGAGAUUCAAAGGAGGUUUCAGAGUCCAUUCAAAAUGGACAUGCUGGGAAUGAUGAGAUGGAGGAAAACCAGCAUGGUGAUAAACGAAAAGUCCCAUCUCGGACUGAAUCAACUCGUAGUGGACAUAGAAUGUUUAGUUCUGGGCCCAGGGCCCCACCAUUUAGAAUACCAGAAUUUAGAUGGUCCUAUCUACAUCAAAAGCUAUUAUCAGAUUUAUUGUUCUCCAUAGAAACGGAUGUCCAAGUGUGGAAAAGCCACACAACAAAGACAGUCAUAGACUUUGUGAACGCUAGCGAGAACAACAUCUACGUGGUGAAUGUUACACACAUGAUAAGCCAACUGGCUGACAAUCUCAUCACUUCCUGUGGCGGCCUGCUGCCGCUUCUGGCAGCUGCAACCUCAUCUAAUGGUGAGGUAGAGAUUCUAGAGCCGACCCAGGGCUUAAGCAUCGAACAGGCCGUCUCCAUCCUCCUGAGGAUUAUGAACCUUACAGACAUUCUGGUGUUUGCCAGCUCUACAAACUUUGUUGAGCUUGAGCAGGAAAAAAACAUGCCCUCAGGUGGAAUCCUCAGACAAUGUUUACGUCUUGUAUGCACUGCAGCUGUUAGAAACUGUUUGGAGGUUAGACACCGCAGGAUACCGCAGACUCCACCGACUCCUUCAAGUAAUGCCCAUCCCCUGGCCCAGCAUAGAGACAGAGCGGGUACUAAUGGGUCCACUGACCCUAUACAGGCUCUUAUAGAGGGAUCUCAUCCCACACAGAGGAACAUAGUCGAGAACCUGAACGAGUCAGUAUCGCCCAUCAAGGACUAUGAGAGACUUCUACAGGAUAUGGACAUCAACAGGCUGAGGGCUGUAGUCUACAGAGAUGUGGAGGAGACAAAGCAAGCACAGUUCCUUGCCUUAGCAAUUGUGUACUUUACAUCUGUUCUGAUGGUGUCAAAAUAUCGAGACAUUCUAGAACCGCCUAGCCCUGCCCAGACACCAAGCCAGUCCUCAAGACGAUCCUCAAACCAUGCACCUUCAGGAAACAAGUCCCAUGAAGGAGAAGAAGAUGAGGAAGAUGAGGAAGAUGAAGAUGAUGAAGAUGAUGAAGAUGAGGAGGAGAGUGGUACACCUGAGGGUGACCGUUCUGUAGAUGAACAAGAUGUCAAGCUCAGUGUCCCUGUUGAAGUGCAUGAACAAGAUACAGUUUCAGAAGGAGAUGCGCUAGAAGAGACCAGGGCAAAUAAAACAGAGAGGCCGCCUACUGAAGGAGGAGACAAUGCUGAACAAACUGAUUCCAAACCAGAGGAAGGAGAUGGAGAAGAGGAAGCAGAAACAGAUGCUCCUGCCAAGCAAGAGGAAGAUGCAGAUAAUACUGAUGGUGGUAAUACAGAGGAAAAAGCAAAAGAUACUGACAGUGAUAAUACAGAGGAAAAAGCAAAAGAUACUGAUGGGUGUGAUGCAGAGGAAAAAGCAAAAGAUGAUGCAAAACCUGAUGAAGAUUAUGAAAGGGAAGAAGAGGCUGAUGGAAACCAGGAGAUGGUAGAAGAGGAAGUCAAGGAAGAUGAAGAAACUAAAGAUAAAGUAGUGGCUGGUGAGGAGUCAGGAGAUGAGAAGAAAGGGGAUGAGAAAGAGGAAGGUGAAAACGCGAAACAGGAAAGUGAAAAUGAACAUAAAGCUGAAGACCAGAUUGAAGAUGAGGAGAAACCGAAAGAAGAGACAAAUACAAAGGGUGAGCAGCAAGUGUCCGCAGAGAAAGUGGCAGAUGAUAAUGAUCAAAACACUGAAAAAGAAGAUGACGAUCAAGCAGUAGCUGAACUUGGAACAGAACCGUUGCCAACCAUAUCUUCUAUAUCAGCUGGUGCAAGAAAACACAGUGAAAGUGAAAAUCACAGUACAAAGCCUGAAAAACUUGAGCUGAAAAGCACACCGAUCCCAGCCCCUGUAAACCUUGCCAUGUUGGACUCAGGAAACCUCACAGAGAGAUUGGAGAAGGCUUUGGGCUCUGUUGCACCACUGCUGAGGGAGAUCUUUGUGGACUUUGCACCUUACCUGUCCAAAACUUUGAUUGGAUCUCAUGGCCAGGAACUCUUGAUUGGAGGGCUGGUGACGCUGAAGCAGAGCACAUCUGUGGUGGAGCUGGUGAUGUUGUUAUGCUCUCAGGAAUGGCAGAACUCCCUCCAGAAACAUGCUGGCCUUGCCUUUAUAGAGCUCGUUAAUGAGGGAAGGUUGCUAGCCCACGCUACCAGGGACCAUAUUGUGAGGGUGGCAAAUGAGGCUGACUUUAUCCUGAACAGGAUGAGAGCAGAGGAUGUACAGAGGCAUGCAGAGUUUGAGUCCCUGUGUGCCCAGAUGAUGUUGGAUCGUAGGGAGGAAGAAAAGCUGUGUGACCACCUAAUCACCUCAGCCAAAAGGCGGGACUACUUUCUUUCCAUGAAACUGCGUGAUAAAGUCCUGAAUAUCCUGGCCAAUAAGCAUGGGGCUUGGGGAGAACCAGACAAACACGAUGAUGAGUUUUGGAAGCUUGAUGUCUGGGAAGAUGACAGUCGCCGACGGAGACGGUUUAUACGCAAUUCCAUCGGCUCCACCCACCCUGAGGCUACACUCAAGGCAGCCUUAGAACAUGGAGCUACAGAGGAUGCUAUCAACCAGGCACGGGACGCGUUCCAUGCCCACCUUGCGAGCAAAAAGGCAUCGUCCCUCCAACCUGACUACACUGAUGAAGAGUUGCUGAUGGAAGAUGUUUCCGAGUUUGACAGGGAAUAUUCCGGUCCAGUGGCCAUGUCGACCACAUGUAAGCUGGUUGCCCCUGGGGUUGCAAUCAAUGGCCUUAUGUCCAUCACCAAGACAGACCUGUACUUUGAGAUGGAUGAGGAUGAUUCAGAGAACAAAACAAUAGACCCUCAGGUGUUGGCGUACAUCGACUACCUGCACGGGAAGUGGAACUUCAACGAGGUUCGUGCCAUCUUCGCCCGCCGCUACCUACUACAGAAUGUGGCCAUCGAGAUCUUCCUUGCUAACAGGACUGCAAUCAUGUUUGCAUUCCCGGACCAUGCCACGGUGAAGAAAGUGAUAGCUGCCCUGCCCCGGGUUGGUGUGGGUGUCAAAUAUGGGCUCAGUCAGUCAAGGAGAAUGUCAUCAGCGUCUGGCAAGCAGCUGUUCAAGAUGUCGUCCAUGACUCAGAAAUGGCAGCGACGGGAAAUCUCCAACUUUGACUAUCUGAUGUACCUCAACACAAUAGCUGGUCGGACAUACAACGACUUAAACCAGUACCCCGUGUUCCCGUGGGUGAUUGUCAACUAUGACACAGACGAGCUGGAUCUCUCUCAACCCAACAACUUCAGAGAUUUGUCUAAGCCUAUUGGUGCAUUGAACCCAGGGCGUCGUGAGUUUUUUGAGGAGCGUUACAACUCGUGGGAACAUGACCAGAUCCCACCAUUCCACUACGGCACCCACUACUCAACCUCUGCGUUCACACUUAACUGGCUUAUCAGGGUGGAGCCGUUCACCACAAUGUUCCUGAACCUACAAGGUGGGAAGUUUGACCACGCUGACCGCACAUUCCACUCUAUCUCCCAGGCGUGGAAAAACUGUCAGCGGGAUACAUCUGAUGUCAAGGAGCUAAUCCCCGAGUUUUUCGUGCUCCCUGAGAUGUUUAUGAACACAAACCGUUACCAGCUGGGCAACCUUGAUGAAGGGGACCAGGUGACUGACGUUGUCCUGCCUCGCUGGGCCAAGAGUGCCGAGGACUUUGUUAGGAUCAACAGAAUGGCUUUGGAGUCCGAGUUUGUAUCUUGCCAGCUGCAUCACUGGAUUGAUUUAAUCUUCGGAUAUAAACAGAGAGGACCAGAGGCGACUCGAGCAACCAAUGUGUUCUACUACCUGACCUAUGAGGGCAGUGUAAACCUGGAGUCUAUGACUGAUCCGGUCAUGAAAGAGGCUAUAGAGAACCAGAUCCGUUGUUUUGGUCAGACACCGACCCAGUUGUUAGCUGAACCCCACCCACCCCGCAGCUCUGUAAUGCAUCUGUUGACACAAAAUUAUAGCAAAGCAAAUAGAAGCAUUUUGAAAAAGUCCCCGAUGAUGUUCACAAGCGUUCAGGAUGAUGUGUGUAUGAUCAUGAAGUUCCUGUCUAACUCGCCAGUGUGUCACGUGUCGGCCAACACUCAUCCUGCUGUCCCCGUGCCAGCUGUCACAACCAUCACGUGCAAUCAUAACUUUGCCAUCAACAGGUGGAACACAAACUACCAACACCAGGGCACGCCGACUAGUCUUGGGUCCCCGGAGAAUAAAGAUGGAAAGGAAGCCACACCAAACCUGCCCCUGGCCAUGGACCAACUACUGGUAUUGAACACGGGCUUACAGCGACGAAGCCUGGGAGACAAUUUUGAUCAGCGACUCAAGGUGAAUGCUAGCCACUUUGUUACUACCGCAGACAACCGCUUCAUCUUUGCCUGCGGGCACUGGGACAAGAGCUUCAGGCUCUACCUGGCCGACACCGCCAAGAUUCUGCAGGUUGUGUAUGGCCAUUUUGACGUGGUGACGGUGAUUACGAGAUCGGAGUGUAACCUUAACCAGGACUGUUAUGUGGUGACAGGGUCCAAGGACUGUACCGUCAUGGUGUGGAUGUUCACGUCCAGAAACCAGGCUAUCAUAGGGGAUAAUGGAAGUAUAGAGCAGCCAACACCCAAGGCAACAUUGACAGGGCACAAGUCUGAGGUGACCAGCAUCAACGUCCUUGCUGAGCUGGGGAUGGUCAUCAGUGGUUCUGUGGAUGGCCCAUGCCUGGUACACACCCUGAGUGGAGACCUCCUGCGUUCCCUUGAUGCCCCGGGUAACCGCCAACUGACCGCCCAGCUCCUGUGUAUGUCCAGGGAGAUGUUUGUGGUGGUCAAGUUUGAUCAGGGAGAGAUCUGCAACUUCAACGUCAACGGCCGGCUCCAGAAGCACAUCAAACAUAAGGAUAAUGUACAGGCUAUGACACUGAGUCGAGACGGCCAGUACCUGAUGAUGGGAGGUGACAGCGGGAUCGUAGAGGUGUGGCGAUCUCAUGACCUGACACUCCUGUACACAUAUCCUGCGUGUGAUAGCAGUAUCUGCUCCCUGGCACUCUCACAUGACCACAAGUUCCUGCUUGCUGGGCUGGCCACAGGUUGUCUACUGGUGUUCAACAUCGACUUCAAUAAAUGGCACCAUGAGUACCAGGAAAAAUAUUAGAGACAUCACUGUAGAAAAUAGAAGAAAAAAUGUAACCCUAACUAGGCAAAGACAAGAACCAAAUGGGAAAACUAUGAGAAUUGACUUAAAAAAAUACACAAGAUUUUAUAAGAUAAAAGUCUAGAAUACUUGCUUGUUAAAUAAAGCAGACUUGUAAUACUAGUAAAAAGAAAGACUUAACCAAGAAAGUACGGACUACUUUACAUUGCAAGAGACUUGUAUUAAAGAUUUUGUUGACUGUGAUGUGUGAGUACUGGAUACAUUAUACAUUGUGGGUUUCCACAUGAAUACAUAACAUUAUAUCUUAUUUUGAUGUAUAAAAGUAUGCCUUUCAUCUUUAGAAAGCAGUAGUUGUAAUUGUGAGGAAUCUAGGAGGUAUUGUCAGUGUUACAUUUGUUUAGAGACAGUUAUUUUGCAUACAUGUUUAAGAGGAUCAAAAAUUUAAACCGAACAAUUGUUUUUUUCUUAACCUAAAAUUUAAAUCAAUAGAAUUAUAUGAUUGGAUGAUUUUAUUUUCAAUGUAUUCAUGUAUUACAAGGCUUUCUCCGUUUUGAGUGAAGGAGUAUAUUUGCAGAGUGUGUACGGUACUGAUAAUUUGUUACAUUGCAUAGUGCUAGUCCCUUCUGUGUUGUAUACAACACACAGAUUCCAUUGACUCAAUCAUCAAUGUUUGUAGACAUGACCAUGAGGGUACAAGUUGUGGAUGGAAAUUAGUGAGGGUUUUCAUUUAAUAAAUGAAAGCGGUCUUUUAAUUGAAUAUUUGAGCUUAAACAUGUGUAUGUUAAUUUGUAUCUGCUUUUGUUAACUAUUAAAUAUAUGCUUGUAUAGCUGUUUGGUUAUAUUUAUAAAGAAAUGUGUACAUGUGGUCAUAUUUAUAUGUACAUGUAAGAGUACGCCUGCAUCUGUUAUUAUUUAGUCUAACAACAUACAUGUAUAUUUACUAUAAGUUAUUUUAUUCGUUGUUCUGUAGUAACAAAUUGAUUAAUUCAUACAUGUAAUGGUAUGAAUGCAUCCUCCAAGGUAUAGUAGUUAUUUAAUCAGUAGUUCAGUUUCGUAUUUAUAGAAAAUAUUUAUUUUUAAAUUUUGUUAUUUAAUGAAUAGAUGUGUUUUUACUUAAAAUGAGAAUAUCAUACGGGAGCCGUUUAAAACAGAUUAAAGCAUAUAAGUUGUAAUUUUUAUCAUCUUAAAUCUGUAUAAACAUCACAAAUGGCAAGACAUAGUUUUGUUUUUAUUUCGUCGACUUUCGUGUUCAAAAUUAAUAGUGGCUAAACUUUCAUUCACACAAAUAUGUCUAUAAAAAAUGAAAUUAUGACUUUACUAAGAUUAUUUCAGUUUAUGACUAUUAAAAUGGCCCCCAGGAAUUGGAAAUGAAAAAUAUAAUAUGGGAAUUCAAUUUGAAAUUGAUUUUUAGCCCCACAAAAAAACAAGCUCUAAAAAGGUAAAAAAUAGAUGCUUGAUUACAAAUUCUCAAUCCUUAACUUCAUUUUUUUACUCAAAAAGUAUGAAAAUUUGGCGAAAGACCUAAAAUUACCCUCUUUCUUUAUAGGUUAAAAAGUUCCUUUGUUACAUUCAUUGCAUUCCAAUUAUUUUGUUACUGGUCUGAGUCAAUGUUAAUUGAAUUGUGUUGCCCUUCAAAAGGGUAUUCAUAUAUAUAUAUAUAUA
Molecule: messenger RNA, 10054 nt
Organism: Mya arenaria
Lineage: Eukaryota; Metazoa; Mollusca; Bivalvia; Myida; Myidae
Product: neurobeachin-like
Exons: 58
Coding region: 107-8392 (2761 amino acids)
Biological process (GO): intracellular protein localization
Cellular component (GO): cytosol; membrane
Molecular function (GO): protein kinase binding
Source: RefSeq, a predicted model, not a curated record